CUUCCUGCAGACGAUGGCGGCGGCACCCCCGUUCAGGAUGAGCACCCGGCGUCAGACGGAGAGGAGGACGCCAGGAGCGACGCGGGACGUCAGUCGGAGGACGAGGGCAGCAACGGGCGAUUCGCCCGGCGGGGCCGACAGCGACUUCGGAGAGCAGGCCCCCGGCGCCGCCGCCGCCGCUCCGCGAGCGACAAAAGCGAUUCGGAGGCGGAGGCCCCCCGGCGCGCCGACAGCGACGCCGAGUCCGACUCCUCUCCAGUCAAACGCAGGGUGAGCGCCUCCGAAGACGACGGGGGGUCGCCGCCCGCCAAACGCCGAGAGUCGGACGACGAGGACCAGGCGGCGGCGGCGGCGGCGGAGUCGCCCGCCGCCAAACGCAGGGGGAGCGGCUCGGACAUGGAGGAGGAGGAGGAGGAGAAACCUAGAGCGGCCGUAGACAGCGACUCGGAGAACGAGGACGCCAAGCCGGCGCCGGCGUCCCCCGGCCGCCGGUCCGACCGCGCCGACAGUGACUCUGAGACGGAGACGCCCGGCAGACGCAAGGCGGCGCCGAUAGACUCAGACGGCGAGGAGGAGGCGGAGAAACGGCCGGAGGAGGCAGAGGGGGGAGGAGGAGGAGGAGGAGGAGGGGGGAAGUGGAAGGCUGUGAUGCAGUCGGACAGCGAGGACGAGGAAGAGGAGGCCGGGAGGAGGAAGAAGGCUGCGGCGGGAAGCGAUGCAGAGCAACCGGAAGAGGCGGGGAAGCAGAAGGUCGACAGCGAGGACGAAGACGAGAAGCCAGGUAGGGACCUCGGCGUAGGACCCAGAUGUGGGCGUAGAGUAACCCAGCUGUCCUCUCGUUUGUCCCCCGGAGCAGCCAAGAGGAGCCGGGCGGUGUCGGACGACGGGAACUCGGACAGCGACGACACGGCGGGCUCGCUCGCCCCCGACAAGAGCAUGGCGGCCAAGCUGAGAGAGCUGGGCUCGGACAGCGGCAGCGAGGACGACGAGCGCGCCAAGGCCGCCGGCGGCGGCCAGAAGGACGAGAAGGCGCUGUUCGGCAGCGACAGCGAAUCGGGCGAAGGCGAGGAGGAGGAGAAAAUGAUCGCCGACAUCUUUGGGGAGUCCGGAGACGAAGAGGAAGAGGAGUUCACGGGUUUCAACCAGGAGGAUCUAGAGGGGGACAAGAAGGAGGCGAAGGAGGAGCAGGAGCAGCAGGAGCAGUCGGACUCGGACGAAGGGGUCGACCGCAGCGGCCAAGAUACCAGCUUCAUGUCCGACUUUGACAUCAUGCUCGCUAAGAGGAAAGCCAUGAACAGCAGGAAACGGCGGCACCGCGACGGAGGGACGUUCAUCAGCGACGCCGACGACGUGGUCAGCGCCAUGAUCAGCAAGAUGAACGAAGCCGCGGAGGAGGAUCGAACUCUCAACAGUCAGAAGAAACCAGCGCUGAAAAAGCUCACGCUGCUGCCACAGGUCGUCAUGCACCUGAAGAAGUAAGAAGUGUGUGUUUUGUGGGGAAAAAAAGGGGGGGGGUCCAUUAAAGAGUGGAUCAGUCCUCUUCCAGACAAAUCGCUGCCGGCGCUCAGAAUCCGAGAGGAGCUGCUCAGGAUCCUGCAGGAACUGCCCAGUGUGAGCCAGGAGACUCUGAAGCACAGUGGCAUCGGACGCUCCGUCAUGUUCCUCUACAAACAUCCCAAAGAGUCUCGAUCCAACAAAGACCUCGCUCUCAAACUUAUCAAUGAGUGGUCGCGGCCGAUAUUCGGCUUGACGUCCAACUACAAGGGGAUGACGAGAGAGGAGCGCCAGCAGAGAGAUCUGGACCAGCAGAUGCCUCAGAAACAACGACUCAGUUCGGGUGGUCAGACGCCCCGGAGAGACCUGGAGAAACAGCUGACCGGGGAGGAAAAAGCUCUGCGACCCGGAGACCCCGGGUUCUGCGCCAGGGCCCGGGUGCCGAUGCCCUCCAACAAAGACUACGUCGUGCGACCCAAAUGGAACGUAGAGAUGGAGUCCAACAGGAGCGGCUAUAAGAAAGGCAUCAGCAUGGUGGAGAAGCACAAGCGGCGCUUUGCCGAGCAGAGGAAACUGAGCCGCCUGCAGGGAGCUGUCAAGAUCAGCAUAGAGGGAAACCGGAUGCCCCUGCACGGCCAGGUGAAGAAGGGAAUGUCCCGCGUUGAUAAACAGAUGCGUCGAAUCGCCGACAUCCGGCGCCUGACGAAGCCGGGACACGCUGUUAAAAUCAGCGUCGAGGGCAACCGGAUGCCCCUCUGAUUUUAACCUCCAUAGGAUUUAUUCACUUUAUUUUUUUUUUCCCUUAUUUUUAAUGUGUUGUUUUCCUGAACAAACCCCCUCCCCUCCCCCAUCUUCAGGUCCAGCUCUGCCUUACUGAAGCCUGAGGUCAGAAUGUGAACAUCUGCUGUAAACUCAUCUGGUCUUUGGGCUAAACAACUCAAAAUAUUACUCCAAAAUGAUCUGCAGAAUAAAAGAGAACUGGCUGCAAACAUCAGUAGUAGUUGGGUUAAUUUGAUCUCAGAAUAUUAGCUCAUGCUGCAUUCAGGUACUCCCAUGAUGGUCCCAUUAUCCCGAGUUAGGAAGUCCUCCUUCCAACUUGUUGGUGUUGAAGAUUAAGUCGUAACGUGGAGAAAAAACAUGAACGCUACAAAGAUGAUGUGUUGUGUUUUAUUGCUCAGAGUUUAAGUUUAACUCUCCUGUUGUCCUCGGGUCACAUUUGACCCAUUUUCAAAAAGUUUGUGUAUCAGAAAUCUGGGUUUCUUUCAACCAAAUUGUCAAAAUAAAUAACGUGGAUGGUUCCAUACAACGGUCAUCACAACUACAACAAAUAAUCAAUUCACUACUUUCAUUAAAUAUGAGGUUUUCAUUCAAUUUUAUAGCAUUUGAAGUAGAAUUGAUAAAGAACCUCGGAAAAAAGUGACAAAUGUCAAAAAGCGCGGACAAAAAUCGACCAGGACAUUGGAAAAAGUGACGACAACGUUGAAACAAGUGAUUAAAAACACCAGGAAAAGCGACAAGUGUCUUACAUUUUAAUUUUAAAUUUUGACCCAGAAAAACAAAAAGUUACAAGACAACACAAGGGUUAAACAAUAGCUAGUUUCCAAUUUGAAGCUUUAUAGUUAUUUUCUCCCUAAAGCCACUCGCAUAUCACUUCACUUGACGUAUUAAGUUAAUGCUAAUAAAUAACUUCUCUAACUAAUCUAGCUCACUCUACGUAGACGGCUAACUGUUACAACCGGUUACCAUUUUACAAAUUACACGAGCAAAAAAAUGUAUGUGCAAUUUGUAAACUUAAGUAUCUUUCCAUUAACUAUGGCACCAACUCAGCUAGCAAAAAAGACGCCAACUUUUGGAGUUGUUCCGAUAUGAGGGGACAAUUGCAGGCUUUGUCCCAGUCGGGAACUCAUUCUUCUAAUAAAUUUGACACCACGUGAAUGUAGCGUUUAUGUUAGCAAUGAGCUCCAUUUUGCAUCAUCGCCAAACCAACUGGAUCCACAAAGUUAGCUCAUGUUAGCGUUACAUUAGCUUUACCUCAAGUAAAGUAACGUUAGCGAUCGGUUUCAUCUCCAAGCCCAUAAUUGUAGUGGUCACUGGAUCCACAAUGUUCACUAAUGUCAGCACAAUGUUAGCUUUACCUCCUAAGUUAAGUAACCAUAGAAGCUAAUGUUAGCAGUGAGUGGACUUGGAGGUACAACCAACUCUAAGGCUAAUGUUAGCUUUACAUCUAAGCCAACUAAGCUAGCUAAUGUUAGCAGUCAGCUACAUUAGCUGUAUCUCAAAACAAGCCAAAUCUUUCGCAUUACCUUAUACUAUCAGUUAGCUAUGUUAGUCAUCCAAAACUGUCAAGAUCCAUAACAUUUAGCUUACGUUAGCAGUCAUUAGCGCUAGCUCUAAAGCAAGCCUGGUCCAUAAUGUCGGCUAAUGUUAGCUCUAAACUAAUUUUAGCAGUCAGUUACACGUUCAGCAUUAUGGACUUAAAGAUGAAGCUAAGUUCAUAACUUUUGUGGUUAGUAAUUGUCUCUAAACCAAUUAUGUAGCUUAAGUUUGCUACAUUAGCUUUAGCUCCAAACAAACUGGAUCCCUAAUGAUGACUUGCAGAAAGCUAACACGGUUCAUAAUAUUAGUAGUUAUCUUAACAUCCAGGACAACGAAGAUAGCUAAUGGCAGCAGUCCGCUGUGUUAGCUAGAUCUCAAAACAAGUAAAAUGUACAACUUGAGCUUAAAUUAUCAGUUGGCUACAUUUUGUAAGUUUCACAUUAUGUUAGCGUUAGCACUUUUUUUGCCUAACCUACGGGCAGAGAAUGUCUAAUAAGGGGAGAGCUUCCACUCUCGGGAAAAUUCCGGGUUAGGGUACAAUGGGGCUUAAUAGGGAGUGAGAUAGGGAGUGAACAGGCUCUCCAUAGACAGGCUCUGCUACGGGUUUCUAAGUUAGCAAUCAGCUACAUUAGCUUUAUCUCUUAAAGUGUAAGCGUGUGUUGCAUCAGAGAGAAAUCUAACGUGGCUGAUCAAAGAAUCAUUUUGGUGACAUUUUGAGUUUUUUUGUCCAAAGUACCAUCAUGUAUUUUUAUUUUUUUUCUUGAUUAGAGAAUAAAAUCGUCCCUCAGGCUCUUUUUUUGUUCUCCUGAAUAUGAAGGUGUUUGUGUUCUGCUAAUCCACUGGCCUCCUCAGUCCCAUUUUUGUCCCGUCUCUGUUCCCGUAGCGGCUGUACAGAAGUGUGUAAACUGUCGGCAGGACGGCGUUCACACAGGUAACGCGCGGCGACCCCGACCAGAUGUCGGGGUCGGGGGUGUUGACUGUGUGAACCGGCCUUCUUUCUGCACUGUGUUCUGGAUCAGGUUUACUUUUCUUAAUAAAGACUCGACAGAAACUCA
This is a messenger RNA of Perca fluviatilis (European perch), 4865 nucleotides long. RefSeq names its product protein IWS1 homolog. Lineage: Eukaryota; Metazoa; Chordata; Actinopteri; Perciformes; Percidae. The record is from RefSeq and is a predicted model, not a curated record. Gene Ontology annotation, biological process: poly(A)+ mRNA export from nucleus. Gene Ontology annotation, cellular component: nucleus.